AUGUCUGCCCGCUACGCGUUCAGCAAAGGCCUCAAGGAGGUGCGCUUCCUGUUCUGUCAGACCUCGGAGCAGAGCGCCGCCGUCCGAUCAUUCCUCUCGAGAGCAUACCCUACCAUGAAGAAAAACAACCCCAACGUUCCCAUUUUGAUCCGCGAGGCGUCAGGCACAAUCCCCAAGGUGUUCACACGAUACGAAUUCGGCAAGGAGCAGUCGCAAAUCCUAGAGGGCCUAACAGACAAGCAAGUGGAGGAUGCUGUCACUGGCUUGGUCAAGAAUGAAUCGUGA
This is a messenger RNA of Emericellopsis cladophorae, 285 nucleotides long. RefSeq names its product NADH:ubiquinone oxidoreductase 10.5kD subunit. Lineage: Eukaryota; Fungi; Ascomycota; Sordariomycetes; Hypocreales; Bionectriaceae. The transcript has 3 exons. The record is from RefSeq and is a predicted model, not a curated record. Bases 1 to 285 code for a protein of 94 amino acids.